Molecule: messenger RNA, 2895 nt
Organism: Salvia miltiorrhiza (redroot sage)
Lineage: Eukaryota; Viridiplantae; Streptophyta; Magnoliopsida; Lamiales; Lamiaceae
Product: probable LRR receptor-like serine/threonine-protein kinase At3g47570
Exons: 6
Coding region: 1-2895 (964 amino acids)
Biological process (GO): protein phosphorylation
Molecular function (GO): protein binding; protein kinase activity; ATP binding
Source: RefSeq, a predicted model, not a curated record
AUGGACAAAAACCUUUAUUGCAUUUUGCCUUAUGCAUUCCUAAUCACCAUAACCUUCCCAAUGCUUUCACUCAAACAUACAUCUCUUUUACUUGCAACUAAUUGGACCAACUCCACCUCCGUCUGCACCUGGAUUGGCGUCACUUGCAGCUUCCGCCAUCAACGAGUAGCUGCCUUGAAUCUCUCCAACAUGGCUCUCUCCGCCACCAUUCCACCGCAGCUCGGACACCUCUCCUUCCUCGUCUCCCUCGACCUCUCCAACAACCUUUUCUAUGGAGAUUUGCCUCAAGAGCUGUCUCUCCUUCGCCGUUUGAAGUUCAUUUCUCUCCGACUCAACAACUUCACCGGAGACAUCCCUCCAAUGUUUGACAUGUGCCGUAAUCUUCCAUUUCUUGGUGGGAUUUAUCUUUCUGAAAAUCAGCUGAGUGGCGCGAUUCCCACAAAUGUAUCCCAAUGUUCACGGCUUGAGGUGUUGAGCCUCUCUUACAACUCUUUUAGUGGGGAGAUACCUUCAGAAAUCGGCUUCUUAACAUCUCUUCAGUAUUUAGCUCUUGGUGGCAACAAUUUGAAUGGAAUACUACCACAUGAGAUUGGCCAUCUUCAGAGUCUGGUUAUUUUUGGUGCUGAAAAGAACGAGAUUGCGGGCUCAAUUGAUUUCAACAUUUUCAUGAUUAUGUCUUCUCUGCAAACCUUAGCACUAUCGCGUAACAAAUUCACGGGGAACAUUUCAAGGGAUGUCAGGAAUAUUACCAUGCUAACAGAGUUACAACUCCACGAAAACCAUGUUACAGGGCUUAUUCCCACUGAAUUUGGCCAACUUUACCAUUUGGAGAUAUUAUCAUUAGCAUUGAACAGCUUUAGUGGUUCGAUUCCACAUGAGCUCUUUAACAUUUCAACUCUUCGGAUUCUUUCACUUGUCGACAAUGCUCUGUCAGGGGUUCUUCCAACCCAUUUAUGCCAUGACUCUCCCUUUCUUGAAAAACUUUAUCUUGGCACAAAUUCUAUCACCGGAGCAAUACCCAACUCCAUCUCUAACUGUUCUCAACUCACAAUUCUCUCACUUCCUUAUAACAAAUUCAGUGGUUAUAUACCUACUCAUCUCGGCAACCUAAGACUUCUUCAAAGACUUGAACUGCACACCAACAAUCUUACCCACGCACCAUCUUCGUCUUCCUUCAUUACUUCAUUGACAAAUUGCAGGUCUCUAACUGAUUUGUCAUUUGGUGAUAAUCCUCUAAAUGGUGUCAUUCCAGCUUCUGUCGGGAACUUAUCUUCCUCACUUCGAACAUUCAGUGCCGAGAACUGCAAAUUCAGUGGCAACAUUCCUGUAGAAAUAGGCAAUCUAAGCAAUAUGAUGGGCUUAGAUUUAUCUAGGAAUGAGUUAUCUGGUAAUAUUCCACUAUCUAUAAGCCAUUUGCAUGAACUUCAAGGAUUAGAUCUGUUUGGUAACAUGUUGGGAGGCACAAUACCACAUGCUAUAUGUGAUCUAUUCAGCCUCAAUACUUUAGUUGUCAAAUCUAUUCCUAGCACUAUUGGGAACUUGCAGAAUUUGGUUGAUCUGUCUUUGGCAAAUAAUAGACUAGAAGGUUCUAUUCCUGUGUCUAUGGGAAGCAUGAUUAGUUUGGAAAAUCUCGACUUGUCGUACAACAACCUCUCUGGUUUAAUUCCAAAGUCUUUAGAAGCACUUCAACACCUCGACUACUUUAAUGUCUCUUUCAAUAGUUUAAGUGGAGAAAUUCCUAAUGGAGGUUUUUUUAGAAACUUCACUAUGAAUUCUUUUAAGGGUAAUGAGGCAUUGUGUGGAAUCCCCAAGUUCCAUGUCCAAAUUUGCUCUUCAAUUUCUAAUCACAGAUCAAAGAGAAAGAAGGUGGAACGAGCUUCAUUUAUUGUUUUCGGGGUUGUGGCUUUCAUCUCAGUUGUCUGUUUGGCCUUUAUAAUUGUCAGAAACAAAAGGAAAGAUAAGACGAAUAGAGAAGUUGAUGAGUUGAUAUUCAUUGUGCCGGAAACAAUCUCUUAUUAUGAACUGCUGCGAGCAACGGAAAGAUUCGAUGAAAGCAAUUUACUUGGCACUGGGAGUUCUUGCUCUGUUUAUAAAGGAAUUCUUAACAAUGGGAUGAAUAUCGCUGUCAAGGUGUUCAAUAUGCAGCUAGAAGGUAUUUCAAGAAUAUUCGAUGUCGAAUGUGAGAUACUACGUAGCAUUCGACACAGAAAUCUGACAAACGUCAUAAGCAGUUGCUCCAAUGAAGAGUUCAAGGCAUUAGUACUUGAAUAUAUGCCAAAGGGAAACUUUGAAAAAUGGUUAUAUUCCCACAACUAUUGCUUGAAUAUGAUGGAAAGAUUGAAUAUAAUGAUUGAUGUUGCAUGUGCUUUGGAGUAUCUUCACCACGGUUAUUCAAUGCCCAUUGUCCACAGCGACUUGAAGCCUAGUAAUGUGCUGUUAGAUGAAGACAUGGUUGCCCAUGUAAGCGACUUUGGGAUAGCAAAGUUGUUAUGCGAUGGAGAUAGCUUUGUGUUAACCAACACGCUUGCAACAUUGGGUUACAUCGCUCCAGAGUAUGGCUUGGAAGGGCUAGUUUCAACAAGGUGUGAUGUGUAUAGCUACGGGGUGAUGUUGAUUGAAACUUUUACGAGAAAAAGGCCUAGUGAUGAUAUGUUUUGCGGAGAUAUGAGCUUAAAGAGAUGGGUAGAACUAUCACUUUCGAAGAUCCUAGAUGAAGUGAUAGAUGCCAACUUAGUCAUGAAUUUGGAGGAAGAAAUGAUUGACAAGAAUAUGCAGUGUGUAUCAUCCAUACUUGAAUUGGCUCUGAAAUGCUCUGCGGACUCUCCCGGGGAUAGAAUCAACAUGAAACAAGCACAUGCAGCGGUGCAGAAAAUCAAGCAUCGAUUUUCCCAAUGA